AUGGAAUACUGUGAAACAGGCGGUUCUGUAAUGGCUAUAGCACCACAGCCUUCAGUUACGAGCAGUGUAGCCCCCCUACUCUCCAACCCCUCCUCCGUCCCAACGGUGCCCAACGGUUACGCCGGACAGUCAUCUUCAUCGUUAGGUGUCGAGACUGAUGACUCGACUUCCUCAGAUGAACGGGCUGCUGAUCCUUUCAAUCCCGAUUCAUCGGUGAGUGACAAUGACGGUGACGACAAGGUCGAUGCGGAGAGCCCCAAAAGCUCUCCAGUUCUCGUCGAUCGCCCACGAGCAUCGUUUGGGUCUGCUCCACACCCAGCUCCAUCGGACGGAUCAUCGACAACACCUCUAUCACAGCUGCCGUUCACUUCAUCCGAACACAACAUGCGGUCUACCGCGGACACUGAGACAUCUAGCUCGGCACAAGACAUUCCCUCCAUGGUGAAACGGCCGAGUCAAAUGUCUCCAGAACAAGACCGAGGCUCCAGCCGUUCCAAGGACAGGAAACCUCCGCCGCCGCCGAGAAGCCAUCAUGGGAAGCGAAUUGGUGUUGCAGGCAAUAAAGCUUCUCUCUCGCACGCCGCACCUUCUCGACCGAAUAACCGCCAUUCCUACCAUGCCUCCUCCCCAGAGAGCUUGACCUCUGCAGGAGCAUCAGGCACUCCCAAUGCCAGCUCGGUCUCUAAUCGGCCAGCAGCGGACUACUUCUCGGUUCAUUCAGAACCCCAGAGGGCGACUGAUUCAACAGAAUCGCUCCAUCGAAGCAAUUCCCAACCAAAGCGACCACCCACGCCGCCCCUCAGCCGACGCCACAGCCAAAUGCGGCGGUCAAAGUCUACACAGUCAAAAUCCAGUGGCAGUCGAUUAACCAUGUCAUCGCUUGAUUCAGAAAGUAGCGAUAGCUCUCAGCCUCCGAGCCCGGGUCCAUCUACUCGUUCCAUGGCCUCGUCGGCGUCUGUGGACCGCAAGCGCAUCAGCAUCCCCCCUCCCUCCGGGGAGCUUCGAUCUGGGGUUGCAGACUCUCUAUCAUCUCCCCCAAGCUCAAGUUCCAACAAUACUGGACGGCGUGCCUCAUCGUAUGGUAGUAUAGGGACGGGCACCCCGUCCACGGCACCUCCCCCACCACCGCCUCGUCGGGGACGAGAGUCGAGCACCCGAAGCAGUGACGGAAGUACAUCGAAGAUGACUACAGAAAAUGUCCCUUUGCCACAACCAUCCAAUGCACAAGAUAUAUUGGCAGAUCUUUCGCGAUUACAGAAAGAGGUGGAUGAUCUUCGAGGGCACUACGAAAGUCGUAAGGCCAGUGAUUGA
Molecule: messenger RNA, 1311 nt
Organism: Penicillium cinerascens
Lineage: Eukaryota; Fungi; Ascomycota; Eurotiomycetes; Eurotiales; Aspergillaceae
Exons: 1
Coding region: 1-1311 (436 amino acids)
Source: RefSeq, a predicted model, not a curated record